CUCGUACCUCGUACCUCGUACAUUCAUGAUUCACGCCGAUUUCAAGCAUGCUACAUUGAUUAUGAAUGCAUGUAUAGCGUAUUCUGCAGAUAAACACAUAUCUUUCUUAAAAGUUAAAAUUAUCGGAAUCUAACAGUUGUAAAAUUAAAUACAUGCGUGUUGAGCUCUAAUAAUGGAAUCUCUACAAGAAAUUUCUCAAUAUUUAUGUCUUGAUGCACGAUUGGAUUUGAAAGCUAUUGCAUUGAAAUACAUACUCGGUGUCACAGCAACUGCCGAUGGUCGAGAACUCCUGUUGAAGCUACCAGAAAUAUUGAAACAGCUUGCUAUUCUUCUGCAAGAUUCUUCCACUCCUAUCAGAAAGGAUGCUGCAUUGACAUUGGUAAAUAUUACCGGAGAUGAAUCAGGAACCAAUGCGAUGCUGAUUAUUUCAGAGUCAAAUUCAAUAAAGGAACAAAAAUAUAGCCUUAAUUUAAUAGAAAUUUGUAUAAGGUAAAUGUAAUUAUAUAGUUGCUGUUUAUUAU
Formica exsecta is the source of this 521-nucleotide messenger RNA. Its product is annotated as protein HGH1 homolog. Lineage: Eukaryota; Metazoa; Arthropoda; Insecta; Hymenoptera; Formicidae. The record is from RefSeq and is a predicted model, not a curated record. The transcript has 2 exons. The coding region runs from base 173 to 493 and encodes 106 amino acids.